AUUUUGCAUUGAAAGCACAAAGCAUCCUGGGACUUUUUAUCAAUAUGGCGUCGAGAGCGUGGGGAAUAUCAAACCAGACAAAAACUGUAGAAGAAAAAAAACAAGAGUUAUUACAAAGAUUACAGCAAAAAAAGAAAGAAAAAGACCAACAAUCGCCACAGCCAGAACCAGCAAAAUCAAACGAACAUGCUGCGUCGAAUUCGAGCAUGUUCACUAACGACGGUAGCUUUCUUGCAAGAUUCAAAGCUAUGCAACAAAACACGAACAAAAAUACGACACCCUCAUCUCAGACAAGCAGUAACAAUAGACCUGCACUCAGUAUAAAAAUGUCAACUUUGAGAAAGCCUACGACCCCAAAACCAACUACAUCUAAUCUUGGAGAUGUGUUUGAGAAAGAAGACAACAUUGAUGUUCCCCCUUCAGAAGUACAGACUCCUCGUCCACCUCCUCAUGUGCUCAUGGGCUCCAGCACGCCUGGACUACCAUCUACCAGUAGAGAUGGACCAAGUAACAGUGCAAACCCCUCUGGCUCUGUUGAGAGAAAAAGAAAACGAAAAAGCCGCUGGGGAGAAACAACUGAACGUGGAUCUUCUGCUGCUAAAUCACCAGCACCUCUCAAAGUUCUGGACCCUGCAGCAAUAGAGGCAGCAAGAAUUGCGGCAUCUUUGGCACUAGAGCACAGUAUCGGUAUGAGUCAGGAGGAGAUUAACGAGAGAGAAAGGCAGAGAAAAGAACAAGAAGAGAUUCAAUCAGUCUAUUUCCGCAUCCUGGCUAAGAGGGCUGCAGCUAAAGCGGCAGCUAGUGCCAAAGCUAACAAGCCCAAGUAUGAGUAUGAUUCUGAUGAGGAGAUCGAUGAAGAAGGAACAUGGGAGCACAAGAGGAGGAAGAUGGAAAUGUGGAAAACAGCUGAGGAAGCGAAAAAACUCACAGAGCAGGCACAGGGCAAGCACCACAUAGGUGACUUUCUUCCCCCUGAUGAACUGAAGAAAUUUAUUGCCAAAGUAAAGCAAGUCAAGGGAGAGAAGGGUCUGGAGGACAUCGACUUGUCAGACUAUGCGGAGUUCAAGCUGACAGAGGACAACAUUGGUUACCAGAUGCUAAAAAAGGCUGGAUGGGAAGAGGGGAAAGGUCUUGGUUCAAAAGGUCAAGGAAUUACAGCACCUAUUGACAAGGGCCGUACUCCAGGGGAAAUAGGUGGUCUGGGAGAGGCUCCUGUGGGAGAGAUAGAAGAACAAGAUGAUGAGUUUGAGAUGUACCGCAAGAGAAUGAUGCUAGCAUACAAGUUCAGGCCAAACCCACUAAAUAACCCUCGUAGACCUUACUACUGAUAGUCCAAAAUGCAAUGAAGAGAGGCAUGACAACAAAGAUACCAUGGCAACCAAGAGAUCAUGGCAACCAAUAGACUGUUGCAAUGAGGAGACUGUGACAAAGAAGAGACCGUAACAAUGAAGGGACCAUGACAAUAUAGAGAACAUGACAAUAAAGAGACUUUGACAAUUAAGAGACUUUGACAAUAAAAACACAGUGACAAUUAAGAGACUUUGACAAUUAAGAGACCGUGACAAUUAAGAGACUUUGACAAUUAAGAGACAGUGACAAUUAAGAGACUUUGACAAUUAAGAGACCGUGACAAUUAAGAGACUUUGACAAUAAAAACACAGUGACAAUUAAGAGACCAUUGCAAUGAAGAGACCAUUGCAAUGAAGAGACCAUGACAAUAUAGAGACUGUGACAAUUCAGACACUGUGAUGAUAUAGAUACCAUGACAAUAAAAGACUGUGACAGUGAAGAGACUAUCGCAGAAGAAACAACUAAGCUGCCAUUUUUUUCCUUGUACAACAUUAAAUUUUUAGUAUGAGGGUCUUGUGUACACCUGCCCUGGGUGUAAUACCUGUAUUUUUUGGUUUGAGAACCUUAGACACCAAGGAAAGGCUGCUGAGUUGAAAAUGAAAAAUAAAUGUAAAUAGAAAUUGUG
This is a messenger RNA of Nematostella vectensis (starlet sea anemone), 1975 nucleotides long. RefSeq names its product SURP and G-patch domain-containing protein 1. The coding region runs from base 45 to 1328 and encodes 427 amino acids. NCBI's taxonomy places the organism in Eukaryota, Metazoa, Cnidaria, Anthozoa, Actiniaria, Edwardsiidae. Gene Ontology annotation, cellular component: nucleoplasm. The record is from RefSeq and is a predicted model, not a curated record. The transcript has 7 exons. Gene Ontology annotation, molecular function: RNA binding.